AGAUGGCAAGCGGCAAGAAAUUGUAUCGCCUCGAGCAGAAAAAUUUGAUGCUGGUACGGAAAACGAAGUCCUGACAUUUGGGUUGGAUCCAUCGUCAUCACGUCUUGUUGUGUGUGACAACGACAAGCAAAUACACGUUUGGAUUGAAGUCAAUCAUGAAUGGAAGCAUAAUAGUUGUCGGUCUCUUCAACGACGUUGCAUGUCCAUGACAUUUUCAUCGAAUGGUGAAACGGUUGUUGUGGGUGAUAAGUCAGGAGACGUUCUUGCAUAUUCCCUAAACAAUCCUGAGGAGAAAGGAAGCCUGUUGCUUGGCCAUCUUUCAAUGAUUCUAGACUUGACAUUUUCUCCUGACAACAACUUUGUGAUCACAUGUGAUAGAGAUGAAAAGAUAAGAGUGAGUCACUACCCAAAUGCCUACAACAUUGAGAGCUUUUGCCUGGGUCACACUGAGUUUGUGAGCUGCUUAUGUCUAUUGCCAGAUCACGAUCAGGUCUUGGUGAGUGGAUCAGGCGAUGGCACGCUCAGACUUUGGAAUUACCAAUCAGGAGAUCAACACCAAGUAAUAGACUGCAGUGAAGCAAUAGGAAGACUCAAUGAUAAACAAAGCACCCACACAGAACCCGGCAAAGCAACGGCCAUAGUACAUUUCAUUAGAGCAACAAAGAUUGGUGGCGCCAUCUACCUAGCAGUUGCCUUAGAUGGAUUGUGCACAAUUCUGAUUCUGACGAUCUCUGCGUCCUUGCGAUGUGAGUGCAAGCAGAUCAUCGAAACAGUUGCUCCAAUAACUGACCUGCAGUUUGAUAGUACUGGCAAGCUGUGGGUCGUGCUGAUGGAUCGUAUACGGCCACUGUGUGUAUAUGGGUUGGAUGACGGUGGUAAGUUUGCAUGCUGUGAGUCGUCAUGCACUGCUGUAGACAAGGAAAUACUCGCCUCCCACCUCGUGCAAGAUCUGAAGUUUCUUACAGAUUUAAUGACGACAAAGAGCCGAUACUCGUUGCUGUGGAAGGUAAAAGUGGACAAUGUCAGCGACUACAUCAGAAGAAAGCAGGACCGAUUAAAUACCGGGAAACAAAAUCAGCACAUUCCCGGUGCAACACCGAUAGUCCCUAGCAAUGAGUCUGUUAGUGAUUGUACGACUGAUGCUGGUAAGGCUCACACAGACUGUGAGAGCAUGAAUGUGGCUCUAGAAAAAUGCAAUGCAUCUAUAGAGUGUGAACCAGAGAUGAAGCGGUUAAAAACGUAGAUAUUAGUAAAACAUCCGCUCGAUUCCGUAGUUAUUCUAAAACUUGCCAUGCAGAAACAAAUUUGUAAUCUGAAGUUUAUAAUAUUAGAUGUGAACAGUAAUACUCCACGACAAGUCGAUCAUGUAUUCCAGAUAAAACGUUUAUAAUUUGAAGUACACGUGUGGGUCAAACUGUCUAAUGCGACACGCUGGUAUGUUGACACUUACUAAAGGUGACCUACCUGCUGUGUUGGCAGCUGGCUUCAUAUUAUUUACAUUCAUUUUAUUAACGACAAUUUAGCACGGCACACAUUCAGUAGAAAACCUGACUCGUUUUUGUGAAAGGUUUCAUAAGCCAGUUUUCGUAUCGUAUCGUGUGUAAAGUGGUCAUGAACUAAAAAUUACAUAUGUGCAAUUUUACAUAAUCAGA
This is a messenger RNA of Priapulus caudatus, 1652 nucleotides long. Its product is annotated as tRNA (guanine-N(7)-)-methyltransferase non-catalytic subunit wdr4-like. Gene Ontology annotation, cellular component: cytosol; nucleus; tRNA methyltransferase complex. Lineage: Eukaryota; Metazoa; Priapulida; Priapulimorpha; Priapulimorphida; Priapulidae. Gene Ontology annotation, biological process: RNA (guanine-N7)-methylation. Gene Ontology annotation, molecular function: tRNA (guanine(46)-N7)-methyltransferase activity; protein binding. The record is from RefSeq and is a predicted model, not a curated record.